AUGGGCGACGAAGAAGUUUCGAAGAAGAUGGAGUCCCUGUCUGUCAGUGAAGGCGAGAAGACGUGGGAUCCGAUGGCCUUUCCCGAAGACCGCAUCGCGCACUGGAGGAAAUGCUUUGAUGGGCACCCUGACGUCAAGGAGCUGGAUGGUAAGAAGGUCUUGGCACCGAAGCUCGUUUACCAACUCAUGUUCACCGAGGACGAGCGGAAGGAGUACGGCUUCAAGGAUUUCGAGUCGGAUCUCAAGGCGACGGUGGAGGAGCUUGGUGACACGAUGAGCUGGCAAGAUCUGGAGAAGUACAUCCAGGAAAACGCCUAA
This is a messenger RNA of Symbiodinium sp. CCMP2456, 318 nucleotides long. The record is from the annotation of a GenBank genome assembly. Lineage: Eukaryota; Dinophyceae; Suessiales; Symbiodiniaceae.